CGUCAGUUUGUCGAAGCUAUUUUUCGUACAACUCUCUCUCUCUCUCUCUCUCACUCGCUCGAGCGAUAAACCCUAUAAUUUCCCCCCCAAAACCCACUCGAAUCACAAUUGGAUUUAAUUUUGUUCACCGAUUUGAAUUUUUUCUCGGAUUUAUCAGAAAUUCUCUCACUAAUGCCGCGGUACUACUGUGAUUAUUGCGACACGUACUUGACUCAUGAUUCUCCUUCUGUCAGAAAGCAGCAUAAUGCUGGCUACAAACAUAAGGCAAACAUAAGAUCCUACUACCAAAAGUUUGAGGAACAACAAACUCAGAUUUUGAUCGAUCAGAAGAUCAAGGAGCAUCUUGGGCAGACAGUAGUAUACCAACAGAUUGGUGCAGCUUAUAACCAACAUCUUGCUGCUUUUCCUGGAGCAAGGCCGCGCCUACCUGUGAUGCCGCCUCCUAUGUUUCCGGGACCCCCUCAGAUGGUCCCUGGUAUGAGGCCUCCAAUUUUGCCUAUACCCGUUCCUGGUGCUCCCGGUUAUGGAAAUUCUCCAAUGGCGCCAAUGCAGCCUCCGCCUGCUCCUUCAUUGCCUCCACAAACCGGUGGGCUUCCACCUCCACCAAGUACGAGUACCCCGUCACCAGUUCCAGGAGGAGGCCAACCCCCCAGCUCUAGCAGUGUGCCACCUAAUGCUACUCAAAUGUACAAUGUUAAUCCUCCAGGAACUUCUGCUGCUUCUGCAACUGCCGGUGGCUAUUCUUAUCCACAAUACUCUCAAACCGGCCAUUAGUUACUAGCCACGGCUAGAGUGUCGAAGAACGUACAGAUUAUGCUGAGCGCAGAGUGUUGUAUUUCAAGCAUCCAGUGAGAUAUUUGAAUGCAUUUUGUGGAAAACUGCUGGUUUAAGCAUUGGAGAUGUGAAUUGGUGAAGGAAUUUCUUGUAAUUGUGGUGAUUUUCUUUUCUUUUUAGGGGAAUUUUGGUGGUGAUUUACUAUUAACAAAAUGCUGAAGUUCUAACAAUUUGUGUCUUUUCUUGGCUCAAGUCUAAAGCAUACACUAAUUUCUUGCA
Molecule: messenger RNA, 1053 nt
Organism: Salvia miltiorrhiza (redroot sage)
Lineage: Eukaryota; Viridiplantae; Streptophyta; Magnoliopsida; Lamiales; Lamiaceae
Product: U1 small nuclear ribonucleoprotein C-like
Exons: 6
Coding region: 172-774 (200 amino acids)
Biological process (GO): mRNA splicing, via spliceosome; mRNA 5'-splice site recognition; spliceosomal snRNP assembly
Cellular component (GO): nucleus; U1 snRNP
Molecular function (GO): zinc ion binding; pre-mRNA 5'-splice site binding
Source: RefSeq, a predicted model, not a curated record